Molecule: messenger RNA, 2173 nt
Organism: Prorocentrum cordatum
Lineage: Eukaryota; Dinophyceae; Prorocentrales; Prorocentraceae
Source: the annotation of a GenBank genome assembly
AGACAAGCAACAGUGUGACCUCGACCAGCACGGUCAUGAGCAGUUCGGGCACGAGCACGAGCACGCGGACGGCGACGACAGCGAGUCCGACCACUACUAGUGGUACUACCGCGGACUCGAGCACCAUAACAGUGAGCAGUAGCAGUACCAGCGUGGUCGAGACGAGCAGCGCGACUUCCAGCAGUACGGCUUCGAGUGCCACGCAGUCGAGCAGCACCACGCCGGCGAGCAGUACCACGAGCAGCGGCACUUCGCUGACGGGCACGACGGGGUCAGGCAACACUUCGCUGACUGACACAAGCACUUCUACGGCCAGUGCGAGCGAUACCAGCAGCACGACGGCCAGUGUGAGUGACACCAGCAGCACGACGGCAUCGUCGACCAGUGGGACUUCGAGUGCGUCGGUGACUAGCAGUACGUCUCAGACGAGCAGCAGUGUGACCUCGAGCAGCACGGUCAUGAGCAGUUCGGGCACGAGCACGAGCACGAGGACGGCGACGACAGCGAGUCCGACCACUACUAGUGGUACUACCGCGGACUCGAGCACCAUAACAGUGAGCAGUAGCAGUACCAGCGUGGUCGAGACGAGCAGCGCGACUUCCAGCAGUACGGCUUCGAGUGCCACGCAGUCGAGCAGCGCCACGCCGGCGAGCAGUACCACGAGCAGCGGCACUUCGCUGACGGGCACGACGGGGUCAGGCAACACUUCGCUGACUGACACAAGCACUUCUACGGCCAGCGCGAGCGAUACCAGCAGCACGACGGCCAGUGUGAGUGACACCAGCAGCACGACGGCAUCGUCGACCAGUGGGACUUCGAGCGCGUCGGUGACUAGCAGUACGUCUCAGACGAGCAGCAGUGUGACCUCGAGCAGCACGGUCAUGAGCAGUUCGGGCACGAGCACGAGCACGAGGACGGCGACGACAGCGAGUCCGACCACUACUAGUGGUACUACCGCGGACUCGAGCACCAUAACAGUGAGCAGUAGCAGUACCAGCGUGGUCGAGACGAGCAGCGCGACUUCCAGCAGUACGGCUUCGAGUGCCACGCAGUCGAGCAGCACCACGCCGGCGAGCAGUACCACGAGCAGCGGCACUUCGCUGACGGGCACGACGGGGUCAGGCAACACUUCGCUGACCGACACAAGCACUUCUACGGCCAGUGCGAGCGAUACCAGCAGCACGACGGCCAGUGUGAGUGACACCAGCAGCACGACGGCAUCGUCGACCAGUGGGACUUCGAGUGCGUCGGUGACUAGCAGUACGUCUCAGACGAGCAACAGUGUGACCUCGAGCAGCACGGUCAUGAGCAGUUCGGGCACGAGCACGAGCACGAGGACGGCGACGACAGCGAGUCCGACCACUACUAGUGGUACUAUCGCGGACUCGAGCACCAUGACAGUGAGCAGUAGCAGUAUCAGCGUGGUCGAGACGAACAGCGCGACUUCCAGCAGUACGGCUUCGAGUGCCACGCAGUCGAGCAGCACCACGCCGGCGAGCAGUACCACGAGCAGCGGCACUUCGCUGACGGGCACGACGGGGUCAGGCAACACUUCGCUGACUGACACAAGCACUUCUACGGCCAGCGCGAGCGAUACCAGCAGCACGACGGCCAGUGUGAGUGACACCAGCAGCACGACGGCAUCGUCGACCAGUGGGACUUCGAGCGCGUCGGUGACUAGCAGUACGUCUCAGACGAGCAGCAGUGUGACCUCGAGCAGCACGGUCACGACCAGUACGGUUUCGAUACCACGAGCAGCGGCACUUCGCUGACGGGCACGACGGGGUCAGGCAACACUUCGCUGACUGACACAAGCACUUCUACGGCCAGCGCGAGCGAUACCAGCAGCACGACGGCCAGUGUGAGUGACACCAGCAGCACGACGGCAUCGUCGACCAGUCGGACUUCGAGUGCUUCGGUGACUAGCAGUACGUCUCAGACGAGCAGCAGUGUGACCUCGACCAGCACGGUCAUGAGCAGUUCGGGCACGAGCACGAGCACGAGGACGGCGACGACAGCGAGUCCGACCACUACUAGUGGUACUAUCGCGGACUCGAGCACCAUAACAGUGAGCAGUAGCAGUACCAGCGUGGUCGAGACGAGCAGCGCGACUUCCAGCAGUACGGCUUCGAGUGCCACGCAGUCGAGCAGCACCACGCCGGCGAGCAGUACC